Messenger RNA from Neurospora crassa OR74A, 999 nucleotides. RefSeq lists its product as hypothetical. The coding region runs from base 1 to 999 and encodes 332 amino acids. Lineage: Eukaryota; Fungi; Ascomycota; Sordariomycetes; Sordariales; Sordariaceae. The record is from RefSeq and is a predicted model, not a curated record. The transcript has 2 exons.
AUGAGCGACCAUCAACCCCGCCAAGGCCGCCGCGACUCUCCGGUCGACGAUCGCGAAGAAUAUGUUCCGUACGUUAGCUGUGCGUCGACUUCUGCCGCGUCAAAGCUGCAAGCGCAGUAUAUCCCAACUCAGUUUCCACCGGGACCUCAGCCUCCACUGGGAGCCGUGAGAUAUGUCCCUCCCAUGGCGAACCAGUUUCCCGCGCACAGCGCUUCUGGCUACAUCGAGGGCUUGUAUUCGACAUUUCCAACGCAUUACACCAGCUUUCCUCUUGCGGCAAGUGCUCCCCAGCCCUAUGAUCAAUUCGACAAUACGAGUUACAGACCUCCUACUCCCAAGAUCGACCAGUUCACCACCGCCGCGACUUUGUUUUCACGUGUUUCCACCCCAGACUACGAGCGAGAAUUCGACAACGAGCCUAUCGAUACUGUGCCAAGAAGUGUGAACGGUUCUUCGAUCCCUCCGCCCGCAAAGGGCUCGGGCUCAUUUCAUACCACUCCUGAGGUUCCCAGACCUCCGCCUCCUAGCCCGGAAAACUUUCAUAUCCCUUUGAAGUCACUCAAAUUGAACGACCUACGCUCGUCGGCUUCGAUUGGCUAUCCUGCUCCCGGAGAUAAGAGUGCCGCGUGCCAACUCUGCGACUGGCACGGCCACACUGCAAAGACCUGUCCGCUGGGCUCCGACAAGAAAAACAACAAGCAACCUAGCAAUGAUGCCGUCUUCGCAAACAAGGAACAGAACGAGUAUCAGGAUCUUGCGCGAAACCCCGAAUAUGUCCACAAGCAGCUGGGAAAGGAGGAACACCAGGGCCAGUGGCUCUGCAUCAAGGCCAUGUGCGACAAUAAGUGGGAGGGCCCAGUGUCCAUGGCAACCAGAGAAAUCGACUGCAAGUACUGCAAGAAGAACCUCGCUGGUGAUCCGGUCACCCUUUGCUACCAGAUCAAGCCCAGAGACGGCCGAGUCGCACUGUAUCGGGAGGUGGGUACCUUGAGAGCUUGA